Messenger RNA from Pistacia vera, 1285 nucleotides. Its product is annotated as nitrilase-like protein 2. Gene Ontology annotation, molecular function: hydrolase activity, acting on carbon-nitrogen (but not peptide) bonds, in linear amides. The record is from RefSeq and is a predicted model, not a curated record. Bases 19 to 1029 code for a protein of 336 amino acids. The transcript is spliced from 9 exons. Lineage: Eukaryota; Viridiplantae; Streptophyta; Magnoliopsida; Sapindales; Anacardiaceae.
UUCUUCAAAUCAAACGACAUGUCAUUUUGUUUCCAUCUAACUCGCAUCACUCUUCCUCUCAGGACGGUCAGAUUAUCGUCAACCCAACCUAAACCCAAACACACACUCACAACCCGCUCACGUUUAAACUCAAUAUCUGUGCAGUCACGUGCCGGCGAUUCGGAGUCAGCCAUGGCAGCUGCCGCCAACUCAGUCCGAGUGGCCGUCGCUCAGAUGACGUCAAUUAAUGACCUUGCCGCCAACUUCGCUACCUGCUCUCGCCUGGCCAAAGAAGCAGCUUCUGCUGGUGCAAAACUACUUUGCUUUCCCGAGAACUUCUCCUAUGUUGGUGCCAAGGAUGGGGACAGUCUUAAAGUUGCGGAACCUUUAGAUGGGCCAAUAAUGCAACAAUACUGCUCUUUAGCAAGAGAAUCCAGCAUUUGGUUGUCACUUGGAGGCUUCCAAGAGAAGGGAACUGAUGAUGCACACUUGUCUAACACACAUGUUGUGAUUGAUGAUGCUGGGAACAUUAGGAGCACUUAUAAAAAAAUUCACUUGUUUGAUGUGGAUGUUCCUGGUGGAAGAUCAUACAAAGAAAGUAGCUUUACAGAGGCAGGCAAGAAUGUUGUGGCAGUGGACAGCCCCUUUGGGCGUUUAGGGGUGACGGUUUGCUAUGACUUGAGAUUUCCCGACCUUUACCAGCAACUCAGGUUCCAACAUGAAGCACAGGUUCUAUUGGUACCUUCAGCUUUCACAAAAGUAACUGGUGAGGCACAUUGGGAGAUUCUUCUCCGUGCACGUGCAAUUGAGACUCAAUGUUAUGUUAUAGCUGCUUCACAAGCUGGAAAGCAUAAUGAUAAGAGAGAAAGUUAUGGUGACUCACUAAUAAUUGAUCCUUGGGGAAAAAUUGUAGGUCGAUUACCUGAUCGAUUGUCCACAGGGAUAGCUAUAGCUGAUAUUGAUUUCUCAUUAAUUGAUUCAGUGAGAUCAAAAAUGCCAAUUGCAAAGCAUCGAAAGCCAGCUGACUUCUGGAAGUCUUCAUCGUUAUAAUUUCCCAAGAUUCUCUAUCCGCUAUCAAUGGAGCAGGUGUGUUUUAAACGUCACUGAAUUCCUCUUGUAGCUUAAAUCAAACAGGCAUCUGUGCAUUUACCCUUUCGUUUCAGUCGAAAUGCUGGUAUAUAUUGUAAUUUCCCAUAAGUUAAAACUUCCUUGAACUGGGCGAUAAUGUAGCUUCGCUUCAUUUUAUGUGUAUUUAUACGUUAUUUAGAUCCUAAUAAAUGGAUAUACUGUACUUGAUUUAGUUUUA